Molecule: messenger RNA, 489 nt
Organism: Branchiostoma floridae (Florida lancelet)
Lineage: Eukaryota; Metazoa; Chordata; Leptocardii; Amphioxiformes; Branchiostomatidae
Exons: 2
Coding region: 1-438 (145 amino acids)
Source: RefSeq, a predicted model, not a curated record
AUGGCGGAACCUACUACAGCCCUCCCUGUAGCUGCGUCUUUAGCUGCUGGCUUGUGGCCUUUGAACGCACGGUACGGAGCAUCAGACAUAACAGGAAACGGAAACGACGGGACAGCAACGGGGACCCAGUUAGCCACAGGUCCGUAUGGUGACGCAAACGGGGCCUUCCUGUUCUCUGGAACUGCAAAUUCCUACAUCGACAUUCCCAACAAUGGCAAGUUGGAUGUGCGCUACUCCUUCACCAUACUGGCACACGUCUAUCCUACCGGAGAGGCUGGACCGAUCUUUGACUACGUCGGGACCAACCCCAAUAUCUGGCACUGGGCACUGCACUUUUGGCAGUUGUUACCAGAGGAACUGCAGCUGCGGUACGUUUUAGUUAGUUUCUACCAGACCCCCGCCUGUCCGAAUAGGGGACUUUGGCCAAGUUAUGAAUAAAAGCCUAGUAGGAGUUAAUUGGCCUAGGAUUAUUGGCGGGCCGGUACUCCU